CUCUCUCUCUCUCGCUCAACGAUGCCUCUACUCAUCACGCUCGCGUCGGUUCUCCUCCUCCUCCUCCCGGCAGCCGCCGCCGGCGAAGCCCGGCGGGCGCUGCACGAGCCGCUCUUCCCCAUCGAAUGGACCCCGCCGCCGUCCACGACAACGCCACCUGCCCCGGGCUUCGCUUCCGACCCUUCCACGCCGGCCCAGCCCGUCGACGGGGGGCCCGCGCUGCUCCCUCCGCCGCCGGGCCCCACCACUGUCGCUGCGGACGCCUCGUCCUCCCGCACCGGCCCGACCCCGCGCCUCCACGGCGCCGGUGGCUGGGGGACGCCCAAGGCCGCCAUCGUCGUCGCCUCCGCUGCUGCGGCGGCCGUCCUCGCGCUUCUUGCCUUCGCCGCCGCGUUCCUCCUCACCGGCCGCCUCGCCCGCCACCCCGCCCAUCCACACAAGCCCGCGGCCGCCGCCACGCACCCUGGCCCUGCCGCCGUCGCGGUGCACGCGGACGCGGUGGGCGCCUCUGUGGCGGGAUCGUCGUUGGGCACUCCGUACCGGAAGGUUCGCACGGAGCGCGCGCGGCGGGGCAUGUGCCGUGACGUCGACACGGUCCCGAGCCCUGAGCUCCGGCCGCUCCCGCCGCUGCGGCGCGCGGGGUCGUCCGACGAGGAUGCCGCGUACUACACGCCGGGGCAGCGCUCGGUGGAGUCCGGUGGCGGUGAGGGAGGCGGGACGUGGAGCGAGGCGAGCGCAUCCAGCCCCCGCACCACCACCCCCUCCCGCCGCAGUCUCCCCAGCCUUACCAGCGACUUCUUCCCCUCGAUGCCGGCCACCGCCGCUGCCGCCGUGGCGCAGCUGGCGCCCCUUCCGCCCGCUCCAAGCUCCCGCCGGACGCUGCCACGCACUCGUUUCUCCGCCGGCUCCGCCUCGGACAUGAUCAAACAAAUGGUCUCGCCACCGUCCAAUCCACCAGCCCCACCCCCGCCUCCUCCUCCACCACCACCACCACCAGCGCCAAGAAGCAACAACGCAAUUCCAAAACCUCCACCUCCGCCACCAGAGCCAUCUGCUGGACCAUUAUCAGCGCGUCGUCUGCUCAAGCCAGCACCAACAGAGGGCCCGAGCGUUGCCGUGCCGAGAGCGCCCGUCUCAGCAGUCAAGAGGGACAAUGAGAACACUACCAGCACGUCAAUGCGGACGCUGGAUGAUGCUGCCGGUGAUGAAGCCUGGCCGAAACUGAAGCCGCUGCACUGGGACAAGGUCCGGGCAUGCUCCGACCGCGACAUGGUCUGGGACCAGCUCAAAUCCAACUCAUUCCAGCUGGAUGAGGACAUGAUCGAGGUGCUUUUCAUGAACAAUGCGGCAAAUGUGCCUCCUAGUAGGGAUACUCCAAAGAAAGUUGGUGUGCCACAGUGCAGACAAGAGGAGAAGGUCCUUGAUCCCAAGAAGGCACAAAAUGUUGCCAUCCUGCUGCGUGCGCUGAAUGUCACACUGGAGGAGGUCUCCGAUGCACUGGUAGAUGGAAAUGCUGAAUGUUUGGGAGCUGGACUUUUGGAAACCUUAGUAAAGAUGGCUCCUACGAAGGAGGAAGAACUAAAGCUUCGGAACUUCACUGGGGACUUAUCAAAGCUUGGUUCGGCAGAGCGUUUUCUUAAGGCAGUGCUUGAUAUACCUUUUUCCUUCAAAAGAGUUGACGCUAUGCUAUAUCGAGCAAAUUUUGAGAGUGAAAUAAAUUACCUCAGAAAGUCUUUUGAAACACUAGAGGCAGCUUGCGAUGAUAUAAAAGGCAGUAGAUUGUUCCUAAAGCUGCUUGAAGCUGUCCUGAGAACUGGGAACCGAAUGAAUGUUGGCACAAACCGGGGCCAGGCAAAAGCCUUCAAGUUGGACACCCUCCUAAAGCUUGCAGAUGUCAAAGGCAUCGAUGGCAAAACCACCCUUCUACACUUUGUUGUUCAAGAAAUUGUCCGAUCUGAAGAUGCAAAAUCUGAGAAAGCUGCAGAAAACCAAAUCAGAAAUAUCAUGAAAGACGAACAGUUCCGCAAGCAAGGCCUGAAAGUUGUGUCUGGGCUGAGCAACGAGCUAGGUAACGUCAAGAAAGCAGCUAGCAUGGACUUCGAUGUGCUGCAUGGGUAUGUAUCCAAGCUGGAAGCUGGUCUUGGGAAGAUCAAGUUGGUCAUCCAGCUGGAGAAGCAGUGCACCCAUGGCCAGAAGUUCUUUGCCAUGAUGCAUGACUUUCUCAAGGAAGCUGAGCUGGAGAUCGAACAAGUCAGGUGUGAGGAGAAGAGGGCUCUGGGAAGAGUGAAAGAGAUCACUGAGUACUUCCACGGCGAUGCCGUGAAGGAGGAAGCACACCCUCUGAGGAUAUUCAUGGUGGUGAGGGACUUCCUCUCCAUGUUGGACCAUGUCUGCAGGGAAGUCGGCCAGCAGGACAGAACAGUUGUUGGGUCUGCAAGGUCCUUCCGUAUGUCAGCGACUGCUGCAAUGCCGGUCCUGAAUAUGCGCAGCCACCAUGGAAGAGAGAGCAACUCCGAUGAAGAUAGUUGGUCGCUGUAGGAGAUGGACAUCAGGGAGGAAGCACACUGAAUUUUUAAAACCAACAGAACCACUAGAAUCAAAUAUAGAUGAAUACUGUUACCAUUUUACCAUAGCAAAUCAAGCACAUAUGUAAGUUUUGAUAAGUACGAAGAUAGGUUCAAGUCAUGUUGUAUAAUUAUGGAUGGUUCGAAUUCUUUUUUGUACAAAAUAAAUAAAUAUAUUAUUUAGUAUUAUGAU
Phragmites australis (common reed) is the source of this 2757-nucleotide messenger RNA. Its product is annotated as formin-like protein 4. Gene Ontology annotation, biological process: actin cytoskeleton organization; actin nucleation. Bases 22 to 2538 code for a protein of 838 amino acids. The transcript is spliced from 4 exons. NCBI's taxonomy places the organism in Eukaryota, Viridiplantae, Streptophyta, Magnoliopsida, Poales, Poaceae. Gene Ontology annotation, molecular function: actin filament binding. The record is from RefSeq and is a predicted model, not a curated record.